UUAUUGACGGAGGGAUUUCACCGGUUUCCUGUUAUGGAGUCGCGCGCACUACUUGACGGGAGGUCCUGUGUUCCGGCUGCGCGGAGUGAUCCGCGUGUGUGCGCAGGCUCCGCUUGUCAGUCAGACUUUGAACGCUGCUCUGGCGCUCACCACCGCCACCAUCAUCGCCCCCAUCACCACAGCUAAUCUCUGCCCUAUCUGCCACAAUAACAGCGCUGCCGCUCACACAUCCACCACCGGAGCAGCGUUUACAGAGACUCAAGAUGAAGGUUUGGUGAAGGACGACAGGAGAAAUACAGCGGCAGCAGCGGAGGAGGAAAAGAAGAGGGAGAAGGAGAUUAAGCUUCGCCGUUCAGCGCUCACGUUACUCGGGGAGUUGCGAUGCUCCGGACAAGGGAUAUUUUCUUCGCCGCCUCGCUUCUUGUCGCCUGUGCAGUUUCACUGGAAGUGCAGAUUACACCAAGUUAUGGUGAGAUUAGCAUCGGAGAGUCCAAGUUCUUCAUGUGUGAAGUCGUAGGUGUCGCCAAGCACAUAGAGUGGUUCGGGCCGAGCGGCGACAGGAUAGAACCGAGCGGAGCCGACAUCACCGUCACCCGCAACGAUGAGUCAUCAUCCACGCUCACGCUGUACAAAGCCCGGACCGAGAACGCCGGCACAUACAAAUGUGUCGCCACCAACGGAGACCAGCAAGCCGAGUCGACCGUUAAAGUGAAAAUCUUUCAGAAAAUCACCUUCACAAAUGUACCUUCACCGCAAGAGUUCACCGAAGGAGACAACGCCAACAUCGUGUGUGACGUGGUCAGUUCACCUCCUCCCACGGUCAUCUGGAAAUAUAAACGAGCAAAGAUACAGCUGGACAAAGACGUUCGCUUUAAGAUCCUGAGCAACAACCACCUUCAGAUCCGUGGAAUAAAGAAGACGGACGAGGGCUCGUACACCUGCGAGGGUCGCCUCAUGCCCCGCGGCGAGAUCGACCUGCGGAUCAUCAAGGUUGUCGUGAACGUGCUCCCCACCAUCAGGGUGUGGCAGUCAGAGGUAAAUGCCACAGCGGACGUUGGGCAGCCGGCCAUGCUGACUUGUGCAGUCGAUGGUUAUCCUGAACCCAUGGUGACGUGGACGAGGAGUCUGGCAGUUCACCUGCCGGAGAGAUUCCUGCUCGAACGAGUCAAACCCAGGAUCACAUACAUGGUGAACCUGAGCAUCUCAGAGACGGACGAGCAGGUGACUCUGACAUGCGAGGCUUCGGGUGAUCCCACGCCCACCAUCAACUGGAGCAACGGCGACGACGUCUACACUGAAGAAGAGCAGGCACCUCUAAACAGGAUCUAUCAGGCGUCGUGGACUCGGCCCGAGCAGCACAAGAGUCUGGACGGGAACGUGGUGGUGAGGAGCGACGCUCGCGUCUCCUCCCUCACUCUGAAGUCAGUGAAGUACACGGACGCCGGUCAGUAUCUGUGCACGGCACGCAGCGCCAUCGGAGAGGACAGUCAGUCUGCGUAUCUGGAGGUCCGAUACGCUCCAAAGAUUCACGGUGAAGUCGCCGUUUACACCUGGGAGGGAAAUGCGGUGAACAUCAGCUGUGAGGUCAGAGCGCAUCCCAAUAAUGUGUCCAUCGUCUGGCUGAGAGACGGACUGCAGCUGCCCAACUCCAACACCAGCAACAUAAAGGUCUACAGGACACCAGCAAGCAGCUUCCUGCAGAUCAGCCCUCAGUCUGAGGACGACUUUGGGAGUUACAACUGCACGGCGUCCAACGAGCUGGGAACCAGGUCCAAGGAGUUCCUUCUCAUCCAGGCCGAGGUGCCGUCCGCUCCCUUCAUCAGCGAGGUCAGACCUUUCUCCACAUCGGCUCAGAUCCAGUUCGAGGCGCCCGAGUCCACAGGAGGCGUCCCCGUCCUCAGGUACAGAGCGGAGUGGAGGACGCAGGGACACGGAACCUGGCUGCACCAAGUCUACAACGUCCCAGACGGUUCCCUGGGUGAGUUGACGAUCACAGGCCUGAAACCAGAGAGCAGUUAUGAGAUGACGCUCUCGGCCGUUAAUGGUAAAGGUGAAGGUGAAAACAGCCCAGCAGAAUUCUUCAAGACUGAACCUGUCCACUCUCACUCUCAGAAAAGUAAGUGUAUGAUCUCCAUAUUUGUUUUGGCAGAUUCAUUUAGUUUACCUCAAAUAUUUAGUGGUUUUAGAUUAUUUCUGUUCAGGUUAAAUCUAUUAAAAUAAAGAUUAUAUGCCUUAUACCUUAUUUCCCAUUUAACUUUGAUUUUUCAUCAGAAUGUCUCACAGUUUCUCUGUUGUACAAUUACAAGAAAAACAUUUAUGUCACUAAAUUUAAUGCCAUGACAAAAAUGUUUAAUCAUUGUCAUUUAAAACAUUUAAAUCUCUUUUUUCUAGCAACAACAAAAACAUAACAUUAACAAGGAAAUCAGGAGAAAAUGGAAAUAAGAUGGAAUCAAUUUUAUUUUC
Molecule: messenger RNA, 2463 nt
Organism: Solea senegalensis (Senegalese sole)
Lineage: Eukaryota; Metazoa; Chordata; Actinopteri; Pleuronectiformes; Soleidae
Product: neural cell adhesion molecule 1-like
Exons: 17
Coding region: 382-2220 (612 amino acids)
Biological process (GO): cell adhesion
Cellular component (GO): membrane; neuron projection
Molecular function (GO): protein binding
Source: RefSeq, a predicted model, not a curated record